GGGUUAUAAUCUUAGGCAAUUCGUCAUUUUACUCGUAUAUUUGGUAAAACACACCUCAGUAAAUUAAAACUUAAAAAGAUCUAAGGUUGAAAAUGAUGACACGAGAUUUCUAUAAUGCCUGGGCUUCAUGAAAACAAAAUAAAACUUCUUCUCAAAUCCUUGUUUAGAAAAAACGUUAAAACCUCAUCUCAAAUCCCUGGCUAAAAAUAAUUCUCUAAAAUCAAUUUCUAAGAAUGAUACUCAAAAAAACGUUAUGGCUCUAAAAUCAAUUUCUAACACCUCGAAAUGAAAUUUAAAACUCAUAAAACGACACAUCUUGAGAAUCUAUCGACACUUAUUUUUAGAACGAAAUGAACGGUUAAGAAUUUAAAGCUUGAAUUUUUUUUUUUUUCCUCAACCAUUUUCCUAGACAUAAAUACUCCACUAAGGUCGCAUUGGAGAUGACAGAUUGGUCAAAGAAGUUUGAUUGGAGAAAUAAUCUUCAUAAAAGAAAGUGAGACGAGAAGAGAUUGAAAAAUCGAUAGAAGAAUCUGGUUAAAAGUUAUCCCAAUUUUUAUAAUUUGCAGAGGAGAAGAUGCAGAGAUUUGGAGGAAGACAGCCAACAGGGACGCCAUCACUAGCAUGGUCUUCCGUUGUUGUCAUCGUCUCUCUCUUAGCAGGCGCGUCCAUUGUCCACAACAUUUACAAGCCUGAUUUGACUUUGCCGACAAUUGAGAAUGCGGAUGGUGUGGGAAGAAACACAAAAGGUUCAUAAAAUGCCUCUUUCUGCAACCUGGAAGACCUUGAAUAUGUUCGUUCUCACAAGAGAAUUGCAUGGUGCUUCACACAGUCAUAUGUCAUUAGCAUAUCAAUCAUCAUUUAUCAAGAUCUAUAAAUCGUAGUUGAGUCAAUGAAAUUUUAUCUGCAGCUCUCUCUCUCUCUCUCUCUCAAGUUUACAAAAGAUGAGACAGUAUCUGCUAAGGAGAUGUACCCAGGGUUGGAAUGUUUUCAUUUUUCAUGUGCAUGAUCCAGUUUCGCUAUAGAUUCAGAUUUAAUUAGCCUUGUCUUUAUUUUAUUGACCCUCGCAUUGUUCUAGUCAUGCUACUGGCCGUGUGUGCUAGGGACGUACGAUUUCUAGAGUUGUAAAUUGCGGGCUGAUCACUCAUAAAUAUGCUGGUAUUUGGUGGUAUUGAAGCUUUCUUUCCUGGUGCUAUGGUUGCUUUAGGCACUUUUGAUAACUGAAAGUUCCAGCUCCAGAAAUUCGAAGUUUAAGCUUACUGUGGCACUUGUUUGAUAGCAUGAAGCGCUACAAGGUACUGGUUUCAGUAAGCUCUAGGUUAUGAAAAAUGAGAACUUGCAGCUUCGAUCCUCUGAUGGAAGUUUUGCUUAUCUCUAUUUUUUUGAGACUCGUAUUCUUAUCUUGGAAUGAUCUUCAAGUUAGCAGUUUAA
Messenger RNA from Amborella trichopoda, 1428 nucleotides. RefSeq lists its product as uncharacterized. The record is from RefSeq and is a predicted model, not a curated record. Gene Ontology annotation, biological process: mitochondrial respiratory chain complex III assembly. Lineage: Eukaryota; Viridiplantae; Streptophyta; Magnoliopsida; Amborellales; Amborellaceae. Gene Ontology annotation, cellular component: mitochondrion.